Molecule: messenger RNA, 378 nt
Organism: Cooperia oncophora
Lineage: Eukaryota; Metazoa; Nematoda; Chromadorea; Rhabditida; Trichostrongylidae
Source: the annotation of a GenBank genome assembly
AUGGAAUUCGAUGAUAAUUCCGAUCAAUACAAAUUGCUGACUUUAUUUCAUAUCAAAUAUGCUGGUGUUUUAUGCGGGUUUACUGGAAUAUUGGCCACUGUCAUAGCAUUCAGUUUUGGUGUAGCCUUUUUUCCAUGGUCCUUAUACGAUGCAUCGUUUGAUGCAGUUGCGCUCAUCGGCUUCAUCGUCUUUCUAAUAUCUGGUAUAGGAGUUCACUACAUGAUUCUACAUGCGAUACACUUCAUAAAGUUUCGAUUGGUGAUGCCCUUUUUGAUAUAUCAUGCGUUUCUGAUCUCUUUGAAUGCUAUCACAGCACUGAUUGCCAUUGGAGAGCUUGUCGCCGAUCAGGUACUGAAAUUUUUCAAUUCACUGGUUUAA